This is a messenger RNA of Ophidiomyces ophidiicola, 738 nucleotides long. RefSeq lists its product as uncharacterized. The record is from RefSeq and is a predicted model, not a curated record. Gene Ontology annotation, molecular function: C-4 methylsterol oxidase activity; iron ion binding. The coding region runs from base 1 to 738 and encodes 245 amino acids. Gene Ontology annotation, biological process: ergosterol biosynthetic process. The transcript has a single exon. NCBI's taxonomy places the organism in Eukaryota, Fungi, Ascomycota, Eurotiomycetes, Onygenales, Onygenaceae.
AUGUCGUUGAUAGAAUCCUUGGCCCAGAAAUGGCAGGAAAUAUGCCUUAAGUACCCUCCCGGGUGGAUUGAGGUCGUCGGGUCGGCCUGGGUCCAGAUCAUCGGCUUCAUCAUCCCUGGCCUGGCAUUCCUGCUGCUCGACCUCCUGAAACCUGCAGUCAUGAGCACCCGCAAGAUCCAGGCCCCCUCCAAGCAGCCCUCGAACCGCCAGAUGCUCAAAUGUCUCGGCCUCGUGUUCGGCAACCAGGCGUAUCUGAUCGUCUCGCACUUCUUGGCCCACUGGCUCAUCGGGUAUAAAUUCUCAAUCUUCCGCAUGGACCCCAAGCUGCCCAGCCUCCGCGAGGUCGCCGUGCACUGCGCCGUCGGCGUCGUCAUCCGCGAUGUGCUCUUCUACUACGUGCACCGCCUCAUGCACACCAAGACCAUGUACCAGAAGAUACACCGCGUGCACCACGAGUUCCGCGCGCCCAUGGCGCUGGCGGCGAUCUACUCGCACACCGUCGACCACGUGCUGACCAACGCCAUGCCGAUAUACGUCCCCAUGGCCCUGCAGCGAGCUCAUUUCUUGACCCUGGUGCUGUUCGCGGGCGUCGCAGUCUUCGAUGCCGCCGUGUCCCACAGCGGCUACUCCCUGCUCCGCCUCCCGAGCGUCGAGAGCCACGAUGUCCACCACGAGAAAGGCAAUGUCAAUUUUGGAGUGCUGGGGUUGAUGGACAGACUUCAUGGUACCCAUGCGUAG